Diachasmimorpha longicaudata is the source of this 2110-nucleotide messenger RNA. RefSeq lists its product as uncharacterized. The record is from RefSeq and is a predicted model, not a curated record. Gene Ontology annotation, molecular function: calcium ion binding. The transcript is spliced from 9 exons. NCBI's taxonomy places the organism in Eukaryota, Metazoa, Arthropoda, Insecta, Hymenoptera, Braconidae. Bases 1026 to 2006 code for a protein of 326 amino acids.
GGCUCCAACGAGUUCAGUCGCCGUUCAGACCGCGACAACGCUGGGCACCGAACCGGUCGCUCUUCGCCACGAGCCCUAAACGUGCGCCGAAACCGUUAAGUCUAUCAUUCCCGAAAAAUUGCAAAUUACAAACUCCAUUUCGCUCCGAUUGCAAAGAAAAAAAAAAUAUAAAUUUCAGUUUCUGGGAAAAAUAAUUGAAAUUAAUUUUAAUUGUUGUGUCAUCUGCGACGAUUUAACUUUGUUAUUCUCAUCGCACUUCGCUCGUGAUAAAGGGGCUUCUGACAAAGAAUCAGCUGAAAGGAAAAAAAAUGGUAGGGUCUGUACCGGAGUCGCCGUAAUUUGACUGCGAAAAGGGAAUCUCAUUUCCACUUGGGGAGCACCAAAGGACUCGUUGGCACGAGAAAACGGAAAUACUUGGAUUUGAAUAUUAGGCGUAUUCUACGGAAGUUGACUUGCACUCUCAUCAUCCAGUCGUGCCCCAACGGUUUACGGCACCUCACGUGAAACAACUCAGCGCAAAGUGUAUCACCGUGUAUCGUAAUUUGAUAAAUAAAGUCAAAGAAUUCAAGGUACAUCGAUUAAUUGAACUAUCGCGAAAUUUCCAAUCAAGAACAAUCGAUUUAAGACGCAAUCGACACGUGUGCAGUGAUUUUAACGGGAGAGAUCAUCAAGAGUGAUUCGAUAUAUCGAUGCAAUCGAAGUGAGUCACGUGCGAUAAGCACAGGGGAGGAACGGAACCGGCGGCGAAAGCACCGCAACAAUCGCAAAUCGUUGGUGAUACGACUGUUGCGUUUAGUUACCGCUCCGAGAACGACAACGAAGCGGCGAAGGAGAAAAAGAAGGAAGAGGUCAGACAAUUCGGCCGUGAUUACCGGAGUUUGUGGACAAAGGCCGGGAGCGAGAUCGGGCCCGGAUGCUCGCAAGGACAAGACGUCGGAAGUGCUGCCACGUUGGAAGGGAAAAUCUUGACAGUCCUCAACAAAUUUCUGACAAAAGCCCCUUUGGUUAGCAAGUUUAAACUACUUAUGACACGUAAAGACACAGAGGGUGGAAGUGGGGGGGAGGAGGAGGAGCCGGUGGAUGGUGGUUCAUCGAGGCCAUCGGUGAGCGACGCUACUUGGCCGGAUGUCCGAAAGCCAUCCGUGACGAAUGAUACAAACAAGUUGACGGGGCUGAGACAGCAACAUUUACCCAGCAAUCAGAGACGACAGAGUGAUAUUGGAAGUGACAUGGCAGAGGUUAAUAAACAGUUGUGCGCGAGAAGAAGAGGUGAUGAGUGUAAUUUUGGUGGGACUAUUCAAAUUGAGUGUGAUACGUCAUAUGAUUCGUCAAUUGCUGUUGAUAAUCCAUCAGCUUUAUCAGGGGGUAUUGCUUCAGGCUCGUCGUCUGGACAAACUCGCUUGACUACUAGUUUGCUGUUUGAACUGCCGGACGCCCGGAGGGGCUCCACUACUUGUUUCGACGAGAGAAUGCCAUCAAUUAGUAAAGCACAAAUGAAAGAAUUCGAAGAAGCUUUCAACCUCUUUGAUAAGGACCGAGAUGGAAGUAUCACGAAGGAAGAGCUUGGAAGAGUAAUGCGAGGUUUAGGACAAUUCGCGAGAACUGAAGAGCUUCGCACAAUGUUAGAAGAGAUUGACACUGAUGGUGAUGGAAAUGUCAGUUUGGUGGAAUUCGUAAAAAUCGUCAGCAAUAUCGGAAAUGCCAGUGCAGCACAGCAGACAAACCUCAGCCAAGAAGAGCAAGAAGAGCAAGAGCUUCGUGAUGCCUUUCGGGUGUUUGAUAAACAUAACCGAGGAUAUAUCACAGCCUCCGAUCUGCGUGCGGUACUACAGUGUCUCGGUGAGGAUCUGUCUGAAGAAGAAAUUGAGGACAUGAUCAAGGAGGUGGACGAGGACGGCGAUGGGAGGAUCGAUUUCUACGAAUUUGCACGUUCACUGGUGGAGCCGGGGGAGGACGAGGACGAGGAAGAGGAUGAGGAGGAAACACCCCAGUCGCCCCCCUUCUAGGAUCCGUCGAGGCCACCAGACCAUAUCCUAAAUUCCAAUAUAUUCUUAUUCAAUUUUAUUCGUUAGUCGAAAUAAACUGGUCGAUCUAAGAAUUUUAAACAUAA